Neurospora tetrasperma FGSC 2508 is the source of this 1440-nucleotide messenger RNA. RefSeq lists its product as uncharacterized. The coding region runs from base 1 to 1440 and encodes 479 amino acids. Lineage: Eukaryota; Fungi; Ascomycota; Sordariomycetes; Sordariales; Sordariaceae. The transcript is spliced from 4 exons. The record is from RefSeq and is a predicted model, not a curated record.
AUGACCCUCACUCUUGGUUAUCUCGUCAAUGUCAUCCUCGCUGCGCAGAAUGGCAUCGGGCUGCCAAUGUCGACGCUCACUAUGCAAAACAUGGUCAACUUCCUCAAAAUCGUUCUCGCCAUUGAAGUCAUGUACUAUGUCAACGUCUUUUGCAUCAAGGUGUCCAUUCUCUUUACCUACAUCCGAUUCGGAACCAUCGUCUUGCACGUUGUUUUCGUUCUUGUUUGCAUCUUCACCACUCUGGGACAAUGUCAACCUAUUCACAAGUUUUGGGACAUUACCGGCACUGUUAAAGGCACCUGCAUCAAUACAACCGCUUUCUUUUACUGUGAGAAUUCUUCUGCCCCUUUUCCUCUACCCAUACUGACACCACCCACAGUCACCUCCAGCUUCAACAUCGUCACCGACAUCUGGAUCCUCCUCCUCCCCAUCUCCACCCUCCGCGAAAUUCACCGCCCACCACGCGAAAAGGUCGCUCUCUUCCUCAUCUUCGGCGUCGGUACCUUCGCCACCAUCGCCUCCAUCGUCCGCCUGCACACCAUCUACACCUACACCCUAGCCACAGACCCGUUCCACGAGGGAACCAAAGUCAACCUAUGGUCGGUGAUCGAGGUGACCAUCGCCAUUUCGUGCGCCAGUGUCAGCGCGUUAAAGCCCAUGUUUAGCAGACGGCAGAGGAGGCUCACCCUGGGAGCAAUCGGAGGAAGGAGUGGUGGUCAUGGCUACCGAGCCUACGGGACAGGGACAUUUACUGGUACCAAUAACACGGGGAACGGGACUGGAGCAGGGAGUAGGAGUACAGGCACGUGGGCCCUGGCGAAGAAUAAGGGGAUUAACAACGGACUGGGCACACAAUCUAGCGAAAUCGGAUUACAUGACGAAGACAUGGAGGAUAUUGAGCUACAGAGGCUUGGCUCACAUGCAGAAACUCUUGUCGACGAUCAGGCCACCGAAAUAACCUCUCACCACCAACAACAACAACGACAACACCCGACAAUAGCGCCUCCUCCUCCCUCUCCCCCAAUCCAAAUCCAACGACCAAAACCAGCAGCCAUCACCCUCAACAACCAAACCCGCCCCUUUUCCUUCCCUCCACCACUAUCACCGAACCAGAUCGCAGGCCACAUGGGAUUGAAAUACCCGGGAUACCAGGGACCUGCUAGUCAGCAGCAACAGCAGCAGCAGCAGCAGCAAUACGGCGGCGGCGGUGCUAGCACUAGGGGAAGGGAGAGGGGAAUGUCGGAGACUGCCUCUACUACCUCUACCUCUAGGCAGAUGACGAUGAUGGGAGGCGUACAGAGUCAGGGUCAGGGACAGGGUCUGGAUGGUGGGACUUGGGCGGGACUUCAGGGAGAGGUGGUCAGUACAGGUACUGGACCGCGGGACGGUACACCUACUAGGCCGCCGAUAGGGCCGAGGGCGAGUACGUUUGGGGAGUAA